AUGGCGCCCGAUGGCUCUGGCGACGCCCGGGGCGACUCCCCCGCCACGACGGCUCCGCCGACGCCGCCGGCCUCUCCCCCAUCCUUCCGGCGCCGCCUCCCUCGCCAUCCCACAACUGACCCUGCUCCCCCGUGUCCCGCCCCGAUUCCCCUCCCGCCGCCCCUCGCCUGCUGCUACUCGCCGCCGGCCCCAGCUCCCACGCGACCUCCCCUCCUCCCCCGCCAACCAUGCCCCGGGAAUGGGGGGACGACGUGGGCCACCCCAAGCGUCGCGCAGACGACCGCCCCGAACCUCCAUGCUCCUCCCCAGACAGUCUUCGGCGGGAGGCCGACCUCCGGCAGCAGCUCUCUUCCCGCCCGGCCCGGCGCUCCCCCGCCCGUGACGCUCACCGUCCCUCCCCUCGCGCUGACCGUCGUUCUCCCGAGCGUGACGGCCGACGCUACCGCUCACCGGGCCGACGGCAUCCCCCCGAGCAGACUCGCGGGACCGCCCCCGGUCACCGGCUGCGGACGCUUGGCGCUCAUCCUGGCGGCGGUCUCCCUCCCCGACUUGCCGUCGGGAUCGCUCCCCCUCCCCUCCCUGGCAGCAGCUAUCCGCCAACGCCACCAACGCCCCGGCCGCCCGCCGGUACCAACCAUCGCAACCAAGCCUCCUUUCCUCCCACCAAUGGGGACAAUGGCAACCGUGGGCGCCAGGGCGCCAAGAAGAAGAAGAAGGGACCUCCUCGCCCCCCGGCUUCCGCCACCACACCCAUUGCGGCGGUUCCCCCCAGCCACCGACACCGCCUCGGACGCCCCGUCGUGCUACAACUGCGGCCGCACCGGGCACUUCUAG
Aegilops tauschii subsp. strangulata is the source of this 834-nucleotide messenger RNA. NCBI's taxonomy places the organism in Eukaryota, Viridiplantae, Streptophyta, Magnoliopsida, Poales, Poaceae. The record is from RefSeq and is a predicted model, not a curated record.